Daphnia carinata is the source of this 2074-nucleotide messenger RNA. Its product is annotated as protein cereblon-like. The transcript has 9 exons. Lineage: Eukaryota; Metazoa; Arthropoda; Branchiopoda; Diplostraca; Daphniidae. Bases 105 to 1451 code for a protein of 448 amino acids. The record is from RefSeq and is a predicted model, not a curated record.
CAACAACAUAUAAAUACAGGCAUAACCCAUUGUAGGUUAUUGUUACUGUCGUCGUAAAAGAGAAGACGUGGUUUGCUCUAUAAAAUCUGUUCAGGAUUAGUAAAAUGGAACAUAAUCAAAUUGAACUUGGUGAUGGGGAUGAUAGUAGCGGAUCGUCAUCAUACCAUGAUAUUUCCAAUCAUGAAGACCAUUCUUCUGAGUUGUCUGACUAUGAACAAAUAGACAACAUUGAAAAUCUUCCAUUGUCAGAAGAGGAUAAUACUGAAGGUGAAAACCUAGUUGGUGAUCAUCUUUAUCUAGGAGCCAUGGAAGAAGUUAGGGGAAGAACUGUCUUAGAUGAAGAUAGUAUUGUUGAAAUGCCUGUAGUAGUCCAAGAUGGUUUGAUAUGUGUUCCAGGGCAGAUCCUUCCGUUAACAAUAUCACAUCCUCAUAUUAUGGCAAUGAUGAGGCGUGUUAUAGAAGGAAACCACAUAUUUGGGAUACUGUCUUUUAGGCCGUUCGAACCCCACAUCAACAACGCAAAGUACAAAAUAGGAGCAACAGCAGAAAUCUAUGAAUAUGGAGAACAGGCUGAAGGUUUUGAUGAAUCUGGUUUCGGCUUUAGAAUUAAAGCUCGAAUUCGUCAGCGUGUGAAAGUCAUUCAAGCCCGAAGACAAAUCGAUGGAAUUAUUAUUGCAAAGGUACAGAUUCUGCCCGAAAUGGAAGUGUGUGACUCGCUGUAUUGCUGCCGUUCAUACAGCAUAGAUAAGCAUCGGCUUUCUCCGGGAAAUUCGUCGGAUGUUUCUAUUGCGUCGCUGCUAUCAAAAAAACGAAUCUAUGAGUUGCAGUAUAAAAUCCCCUAUUCCAUCUGGCCUUCAUGGGUUCAUCGUUCGUAUGAUCUUCAAUUUGUAGCACAGCGCGUGCUUUUAGAGCUGAGAACAUCGAUUUUUGUCGAUGUCGGAUCCGGGUCAAUCGUCCCUCGAAAUCCGAUUGAUCUUUCUUAUUGGGUUAUUCAAAAUUUACCACUGGAUGAUGACCUCAGACUUCAACUACUGAGUAUUAAUAAUCCUAACCAGAGGUUGCGGGCAGAACUUUCAGUCCUUCAACGAUGUGAAUUUCUGUGUUGUCGGGAGUGCGAUUAUGCCGUUGCUCGCCAAACGGAUGUUUUUGCCAUGUCAAAAGAGGGGCCACAGGGCGUCUACGUGAAUCCUUUUGGUCAUGUACACGAAACUGUUACUGUUCAUCGCGUCGAUGGCUUAUCCGUCACUACACCACCUUCAACUGAAUUUAGCUGGUUCCCUGGUUACGCGUGGUCAAUCGUCGAGUGCUCCUAUUGCCACAAUCACAUGGGCUGGCUGUUUACUGCAAACGAUCGUCACUUGCAGCCAGCAAGCUUUUGGGGUUUAUGCCGAAGAUCUCUUAAGCCAAGACUGAAAGCGAAUGACGAAAGCGAAUUUGUUGUCGUCGUGUAAAUCGAAAAAGUAAAAAAAAAAGUAAAAAAAAAAUUAAAAAAAAAAGUAAAAAAAAAGUAAAAAAAAAGUAAAAAAAACUCUUCGUCUCUAUUGAUGUCGCUGCUUCUUUAAUUUUGGAUACAUUGAGAAUUAUCCACCUAAUGCGCUGUUGGGCGUUUAUGGAAUAAUUUUCUUACCAUGUUGUGAUCGAAAACGAUCGUCAUCGCAUGUUUGUUUAGUGGAAAAGAAUUUCGCGUUUCACAUACAUUUCUGGUUUUCGCUUUUUCGAUACUUUCGAAAAACGUGGCAACGUUACAAGUAGAAACUAGCAGAAACUAAGACUACGUAUCAUGUUAGAAGAUGGAUGCGUCUUGCUGAAAUAAACAGUUAAACAGUAUAAUGUCACUACAAAAAGAAAUCUAGAACUAUCGGAGUGUUCGAAGGUAUUAAGUUCCGAUUCAACGCACCAAGUUUAUUAUUGCUCGGAUCGAGGCAAGCAGAUGGCUCACGAGCACACUAAUAAUGGAAUGGAUUAGAGCACUGGGCAUCAUACUUGUUCAGUUGAAGACACCAUGGUUAAUUACUAUUAGCUAUUCAGUGUUUGUUACUUCGUAUAUUGAUGACUCUAGAGAAAUUACUUGAGA